GUCUCGUUAUGCGACGUUGCCAACUGUAUUGACUUAAAGUACGAAGGAACGAAGACAAAACGUACGCGCGUGGAUUGUAUGUAGAACUUAAAGCCGGCAGCUUUUUGAUUAAAGAUCACGCAAGAAUUUGCUAUAUAUAACUGCUAAACAUUGUAAAUGGACUUAUAUUUUAUGUGAUACUCAUGGCAAUAUUGAGUUUUUGUGCUAAUCAAGGUUUUCUGUUAAAAGUGAGAGUGAAUUCACUAAAAACAUAAGACCCUUUUGGUAACGAAUUUGUGUGAAGUAUACGUACAAGGAUUUAUAUAUUAAGAAAGGGACAUGGUUGGUACAAUUUCAAGAACACAAUAAUCAUUUUGUAGCCGCAAGGAAGGAUAAAGAAACUGGUCAGCCUAAAGCGGCAAUUGUAAAAUGGGGGAUCGGGGCGCGACGGGGGGCGCUUGGGGUGCGCGCGAUGAGGCCUCGUGGUGGCCUGGAAGCGCAGGGGAUCUACAGCAGCAGCAGCAACAGCAACAACAACAAAUAAAUGAGGAAAUUGCACGAAGCACAGCUGCUGCAACGCAUCAGUUAUACACGUAUAAAAUGACUGGAGGGUUUUCAAAUAAUGGCGCUGAUAACUCUACAUCUAGUUACGAUUACCGCCUUGUAUCUGGCUCUAAUAACAGAGAAGAAUCUCCACAACAGUCUUGGUGGUAUGCAUCAGGAUCAGUUGAUUCUCACCAACAGGCGUCUUCUCCGGCGUCCCAGAACCAGUCAAGUCCAGAUCCGGAGCAGGGCGCACAGCAGGCAAAUGGUAUUCAGAGCCAUCAGUCCUUGCAGUCGCAGGAGCAGAAUCAGGCCAUACAACAACAGCAGGGCCAGAUACAGCAGCUCAUCCAACUGAACUUGAGGAAGGAGUUGCAGCAAGCACAGACUUUGCAGCAAACCUUGCAACAGCAACAGCAGCAAAAUCAACAACAAUCAUUGCAGCAGAUGCUGCAACAACAACAACAGCAGCAGCAGCAACAACAACAACAGCAGCAGCAGCAGCAACAACAGCAGCAGCAACAGCUGCAACAGACUUUACAGCAGACAUUGAGCCAAGCUCAAGCGCAGGCCCUUGUACAAGCGCAAGCUGUAUUGCAACAACAAGUUGCCCAGUCAUUGCAGCAACAGCAGCAAACACUGCAGGACCACUUGCAGGCUGUACAGCAACAACAAAUACAGGCUGCAUUGCAACAACAAUCUUCAACAUUACAAGAGUUGCAGCAGCAAGCCCAGCAGCAACAGCAGGCGUUAAUAGCGCAGUCGGCGAACAAGACCGUCGCGAAAAUGCCGCGCGCACGCGCAUACAACAAGCCGCGCGGUCGCAUGACCGCGUACGCCUUCUUCGUGCAAACCUGUCGCGAGGAGCAUAAGAAGAAACACCCCGAUGAGAAUGUUGUGUUCGCUGCCUUCUCGAAGAAGUGUGCGGAGCGGUGGAAUACGAUGUCAGAAAAGGAGAAGCAGAGGUUCCACGAGAUGGCAGAGGGGGACAAGAGGCGGUACGACCUAGAGAUGCAGAGCUACGUGCCGCCAAAGGACGUGAAGAUCGGCCGCGGCCGUCGCCGCCAGCAGUACAAGGACCCCAACGCGCCGAAGCGAUCGCUGUCUGCGUUCUUCUGGUUCUGCAACGACGAGCGCUCGAAGGUGAAGGCCAACAACCCCGAGUACUCGAUGGGCGACAUCGCCAAGGAGCUCGGCCGGCGCUGGGCCGCCGCCGAGCCGGAGGCCAAGUCCAAGUACGAGGCGCUCUCCGAGCAGGACAAGGCGAGAUAUGACAGGGAGAUGACGGCGUACAAAAAGGGGCCGCUAGGCCUAGUCCAAGCGGCCCCGCAGGAGGUCGAGGAUGUCGGCGACUUCGAGGCCGACGAGGAGUACAAGUGAAUUACCCAUGUCUAGUUGUAUCGUACAGAACUGUUCCUUUGCGUAUGGUACUGUCGGCCCGGCGCGCUCGCUGCGCAGAACUUUACAAGUCAUAUCAUUUCCACGAGAUGUCAUGUCUAUUC
Molecule: messenger RNA, 2024 nt
Organism: Cydia amplana
Lineage: Eukaryota; Metazoa; Arthropoda; Insecta; Lepidoptera; Tortricidae
Product: high mobility group protein DSP1-like
Exons: 7
Coding region: 409-1902 (497 amino acids)
Biological process (GO): regulation of transcription by RNA polymerase II
Molecular function (GO): DNA binding, bending
Source: RefSeq, a predicted model, not a curated record